CACACCAUCUGCUUCUGACCGCAAAUCGUGAUCGCGACUGCCCGAGGCAACGGCAACGGCAACGGCAACGGCCACCGAUCCGAUGCCGCUACUCCACUUAGUUUCCCUUUAGUUGUAAAUUGUAGUUUCAGUAUGCCAAGUGUUUUCUCAUUAUCGUGCCAAGGCUGUCAGGAAGAGCAGAGGCAGAAGAAGAGGCAGAGGUAGUCCAGUUUCCCCAUAAUAACAUGAAAGGGAAGGGGCAGCAACACCAAACAAAAGAAUGCAUGUGUUUAUUCUACAAUAUAAAUGAAGUGUAAUAAGUUGAGUGUAAUAACGAUGCAUUAAAUCAGAAAAAAAGACACUGAAAAACCUACUUUAGAAAAAUUAAUGAUUGAAAGAGCUCUCGAUAUGUACAUAUGUAUGUCAUCCUGCUUGCAUUAUUAUUAUUACAUUGGCGCAUCACAUGCACACGCAUUCGACACAUACUACUAAAGGAGUUAAACAGGAACAGACCAGACCAGAUGUAUGCAGAUACAUAGAUAUAUGGCUGUAUAUAUGCAUGUAUUAGUUAAGCAGGAACGACCGCGACUAUGUACAAUUUACGUAUGUGAUGUGGGUAUAUAUAUAUAUGUAUAUAUAUAUACAUGGCAUGUACAUAAUUGUAAUUCUGCUAAACCGAUGAUUGUGGAAAUGUACAAUGGAGCGGCAGAUACGAGUAUGGCAGGUGGUCCAGCAGCCCAGACGAGAAACUUCCACAUAAUUAUGACCACUCAGUCAUCAGUCGCGUCAUUAGUGUCUACAUAUAUGUACAUACUAGUGGCGUUUUGCCGAAAAGAUCAUCAUAAUUUUAACAAAAACAAUAGACCAAAUACGUUUUUAAAACUAAUACCUAUAGCCACCAUAGAAGUCAACGCUAACUUAACUCAAACCACCAUUCAGUUUUAAAAGCAAUAGAACGGAUGCAGUUAUACUCUUCUGAUUUUUUUAGCAAUACUCAUUACAACAAAAGGGAUUAACAACAACAUCAACUCUAGACCUGAUCAAUUAAAACAACAACAACAAAAAAGCAAGCAUAUAAUACUUCAAACUUAAACUUCAACUCAAACACUCAAAAAACAAUAAAUAAACGAGAACCAGAAUCAGAUCGAGCCGUUUAAAAUCUAACAAAAAUUUGAACAUUCGGCAAUCAAAACCAAAGAAAAAAACAAAAAAAAGAAUAAUUAACAACCAAAAAGUUGCGAAAUUGAAAUCAAAAGUACAAAACUAUAUAAUGAAGGAUGAAUAGAGUUUAAAAAAAAUUUAAAUAAAAAUAAAAAAAAAUACACGUGAAAAGGAAUCUUGAAGAAUCAUAAAUUUAACUCUUUUCCAGCCUCACCUCACCAAGGAUAACAGAUUAAGAGAUUUUUGAACAGGAGAUGGGAUGGGAUGAUAAGAGACUAGACUAUUUAUCAGGCCUAGUAAAUAGAUAUAGAGAAUUCGACUUGACUUGUAGAUAAAUCUUUAAAGUUGUAUUAUUACCAGGUAUUGUAGAAGGAAUAGACUUGAAGUAUAUAGGGCUUGAACACAUACCCUGAAAGAACCUAUUAGACGGUACACUAUCCAAAGCAACAAAAUACGUUUUUUGAAUGCCUACUCAAGACACACUGACACCGGAACAGACAGUUUGGAAUAUCACUUACCCUAUAGCUAGCGUUUUCCACAAAAGCUAGACACAACCAACAACCAUACCCACAUAGACACCCACAUAUGUACAUGUGUCCUCACUUUCUGUAAAUAGAAUUUGAAUUUGAAAGAAAAACCAUUAACAUAAACCUUAGUAUAAAACAAGAUUUCAGAAAAGUUUUUAUAAUAUCUGGAGAGAGAUUGAUACAUAAACUAAUAAUGAAUGCUGAUUAUACAUACAUAACGCAGUAGGAAUCAGCACUCACUAAUCGAUAGCAACUAAAAAACAGACACGCCAACUACUUUCAGCACAUAACCAUAACAUAACCCUUAAGUAACCCUUACCAUAUGUGUAGUAUUAGUUACUUUCGUAAAUCGAAGAAGACAUCACUUAUGGUACAUAGUAUAUUACGAGUAUAACAUAACCCUUUAAUCGGCUGAAUCGAAUUGUUAGCUCUGUUUUAGUUUAAAAAAAAAUAUUCAGAGUGAACUUGAGGGCGGCAAGGGCAAGCUAGACAAGCCUAGAGUUUUGUAUUAUAAUUAAUUAUAUUUUUUAUACCAACAUAUGCCUGAGGAGAGGAGAAAAGAAAUAUAUAUUUAAAAAUUUGGGUGAUAUUUUUGGUCAUACGAACAAAAAAUAAGCAAAGUUAUCGGGCAAGGCAACAAAUUGUGAUGUAAAAUUUACGAAAAAUCUAAAAAAAACUAAAACUAUCCAAGUCUAAACUAAAUUGGAGCGAGCAAUCAACGAGUUUGAACAAAAAACGGUCACCAUUAAACUACCAUUACGAAGUUACGAUAUCGCGAAACCGCAACGUGUGCCUUAUUCCGGCCUUAUGUUCAAAUAACUUUCAAUAAUGCAUAACUAAAUAAACCACAUACAUAUACGGAAAAAAAACUAAAUUUAAGAAUCAAGUGAAAAUAACUACACCAAGGGAUACUAUUUGAGUAUCAUCCGAAUUAUAGUCUCAUUAUAUCUAAUGGCUGGCGCUAUAGCCAUUUUGAAAAGGAACUGCAAUGCAUCAGGAAUGUGAGUAGAACAUGCAGUGAUAUUAUAUGAAAUCGAGAUGCUGUGGGCAACCGCUAAAGAAUCGCACUGGACUGACCAGUUCUAAUCUUGGGAGUCCCAAUCAAAGAUCGGUCGGCAAUAGGAUAUUGAUACAGAAAACGAGUAUACAAAUCUCCGGCCGCCAUCAUCCUGAUGUUCAAAAUGGACGCCGCAGACUUCUGGCAGCAGGCCCGCGCACCAUUCGGACUUCACUCGGCGCUUCAUCAACACACUCCUCCGAACCAACAACAGCAGCAGCACCACCACCAUCAGCAUCAGCAUCAACAUCACCAUCAACAGCACCACCAGUCCCACCAUCCAACAAUAUCGCAACAGCAUGAUCACCAGUUAACCCCCAGUGCCAAUUCAGAUGGCACGGCUGCCAGCAACAACAGCAAUAGCAACAACCCGUCACUAAACACUAAAAUCGAAUGUAGCGGGCCUCAGCAACAUCACCACCUUCUGCAACACCAGCACCAUGAGCAGCCCUUCGGCCCCGAUUCCUUCAGGGGUCAGCUCUCGGCGCCAGCCCCGCAGCUAAGUAAUCAUCACCUGCUGUUCAACGCCGCGGCUGCCGCUGCCGCCGCAGCUCACCUCAAGUCUACAGCCCUACAGAAUAACAUUUCGCCCCCGUCAGAUCAGUCCAAUAUGCUCCGAAACUAUGGCCAUAAUCCGUUAAAUCCCGUCAUCAAGCCUAAACAAGAGCUUGACCAACAGCCGCCGCGUCUUGAUGAAAACCGCCAACAGCAGACGGAGCAGGCAUACACUGGUGACUUUUACGACGCGGGUGACGCCCCAGGCUCCGGCACGGAUGCCUCUGCAAGUGUUACCUGUACUAGUAGCGUCGGCGCUGAUCAAUUGCAAUCCAAUCAACAAAUACAACAGCAGACUUCAGGAGGUCUUCAGCAACCGCAGCCACAACCCCACCGGCAGACACAGAGUCCAGGGCCUGGAACGGUAAUGCUCAACAAACCGUUAUCACAAGGUCAGCAGUCGCCGCAGCACUCAAUAACGCCAUCUGGUGGCAGCUCUACUCCUGAAAUUAAAUUCAACAACGACAAGAUGGCCAACGAGAUACAGCUUCAGCUAUCCCGGUCGAGUAGCGCAGCCGCGAUCAGUGAACGCACCCUUGAAGAAUGUUGGUCAACCCUGCAACGAGUGAGUUGGCAUCUGUUCCGUUGUCUUUUUAUGCACAAAAGCGCUAUGCAGCAAAUACAACAACAAAUUCCUCGCGUCGGACUGGCGACGCACGGAGUUACCGGCACGCCUAGCUUGGGUGGCAAUGCUACACCCGGAACGGACACCAAGCCACAUCAGUGCCAACAGUGCAUGAAGAGUUUUUCCAGCAAUCACCAGCUCGUGCAGCACAUUCGUGUCCACACUGGAGAAAAGCCGUACAAAUGCUCUUACUGUGAUCGUAGAUUUAAGCAGCUGUCCCAUGUCCAACAGCACACGCGCUUGCACACAGGAGAACGCCCUUACAAGUGCCACCUGCCCGACUGUGGGCGAGCCUUCAUACAGCUCUCCAAUCUGCAGCAACAUCUCCGAAAUCAUGACGCCCAAGUGGAGCGAGCCAAGAAUCGUCCAUUUCACUGUAAUAUUUGUGGAAAGGGAUUCGCCACUGAGUCCAGUCUGCGAACGCACACAUCCAAAGAGCUACAGCUGCAUCUUGGUGUCUUGCAGCAGCAUGCGGCACUCAUCGGUGGUCCCAAUGCAACAUCCUGCCCGGUGUGCCAUAAGCUCUUUCUUGGUACCGAAGCACUCAUGGACCAUAUGAAACACGUCCAUGAAGAAAAGAGCCCACCUUCAAGUGGAACAGCUGCAACCCACUUUAGUGAGAUCAUCAAUUGUGCGGGUGGCAACGGAAAUGACAAUGUAUCUGGGGGCGGGCCAAUACCAAUUGGCUCACAAUGUACAUCCGAAUCCACCUGUGCAAGGAUACCUACACAUCCCCCAACUGGGAGUGGACCAAACCUCAGCGACAGCUACCUGGGAAAAAGAAGAACUGCCAAUCAUCCAUGUCCAGUCUGUGGCAAGCAUUACGUCAACGAAGGCUCUCUGCGAAAGCAUCUGGCUUGUCACGCCGAGACCUCCCAGCUCCCAAAUAGCCUCCGCAUGUGGCCCUGUAGUGUGUGCCAGGCUGUUUUCACACAUGAAAAUGGCCUGCUUACCCAUAUGGAGUCGAUGCGUAUGGAUCCUAAGCACCAGUUCGCGGCUCAAUACGUCUUGUCCCGAGCGGCAGCAGAGCAACGAGAGCGAGAGAGCAUACUAGCGGCCACUAUAGCUGCCGGCAGUGGUGCUGCCAGUGGAAUCGGAGUUGGAGAGGCGAGAAAUGUGCUGCCUAUGGGUGUGACAAACUCAGGGGGAUCCAACUCAAAGUGCCCGUCACCAUCAGCAAACUCGGAAUGUUCGUCGAACGGGCGACUUUCAUCGUCAUCAACUUCCGAUCAAGAUCACGAACAUGAUCACGAUCACGGCCUAAGUGAAACCGAGAACAGUAGCCACAACAAUAUCAGCAGCACCAAUAACAACACCCUUUGCGCGAACAACAACAACUGCAAUUCCAGCAAAAUGAACGAGCUGCGUCUUCCGAAUUCGAGUCAAUACAAUAUGGAUACCGGGCUGCACGUUGCCAAUCGAAUGUCACUAAUGGCAGCAGCAGCCGCAGCUGUAGCAGCAUCCCGACCACCACAGGAUGGGAUUGACUGUUCGAAUGUUCCCAGUGCGGCCGUCCAAGCUGCUGUGGUUAAUCUUGCCGCUGCUAUGCGUAUGAACAAUCCCAACAAUGGUUCUACUGCACUUGUAAGCCACUCCGCGCAUCCCCAUUCCAUCCAGCACCAACAGCAUCUCGGCGAACAUCCUUUACCCCACCAUCAGCACCCUCAUCAUCUUCAGCAACAGCAGACACCACAGCACCAUCAACAGCAGUUGUCACAUUUGUUAGGGCACGGGCACUCUCACGGGAACAAUUCCCGCCGUUCGCCGAACAUAAAUGUGCCGAGCUUGCAGAUGCAAAACGAGUCAUCAGCUAACGCGUCGUCCGUUGCGAUGAACAUGAACGUUAACAUGAUGCGUGGCUCCAUAGAACCAGACUCAACACUAGGAGGAAUGAAUCCGAUAGAGGCCCUCCAUCAUCAGCAACAACAUCAUCACCAGGCGUCAACUUAUUCACAGCACGCAGUGGCUCCUACUACUCAGCAAGCCCAUUCACAACACAGUCACCACCAUCCAGAAACCGCUCUUCGCAUGCACCAGCAGGCCGAAGCAAUUCUGCGCUCCCAUGAGGUGGCAUUUCGUUUGGCUGCCAGUACCGGCGUCAAAAGCGAAUCAGAACAGCAACAGUCAAUUGGUGGCAAUGGCAAUGUCAGUGCUAACAGUAACGAACAGCAUCGAUUCCCGACACAUCAGCAAGAGCAACAAGUACCGUCGAGCUCAUGAAGCUUGGCGGUGAUUGAGCCCAGUAGGAUAGGUACAGAUAGAAAUACAGAAUCAAGUACAACGAUUUCGUAAUUGCGUCGAUUGCAGCAGUUAAAAUAGAAUUAAAUAUAUAUAUAUAUAUAUUUAUGUGCAAACUUCUAUGAAUAUACUAUAUACUAUAAAUGAGGUACAUAUUUCCAUAUGUAAAUGCGAUUCCGUUUGUAUGUACUUACAACAGUGCCCGUAAGUCAGUGUGCAAUAUUAUAUGGAUCGUCACUUAUCGGAAACAGAUUAGAAAUCAUGUAAAAAAUCCUUUGUGUUAUGUUUACGUUUAUAAGAUUAAAGAAAUAAAUCACUUGUAGAUGGAUUUGCUUGGGUCCGCGGGAGGUCAGAAUCGGAUCUCCUAUAUAUGUAUGUAUAUAUACAUAUAAAAGGAGCACUAAGUUGCCAUGUACCUCUUGCCUGAACAGGGUGAUAUCCGAAAUUUGGAAUUCCUGACAUGCAUCUAAUAAAUUCACUGGAAAUUAACGUU
Molecule: messenger RNA, 6635 nt
Organism: Drosophila miranda
Lineage: Eukaryota; Metazoa; Arthropoda; Insecta; Diptera; Drosophilidae
Gene: dati
Product: zinc finger protein 646
Exons: 14
Coding region: 2840-6124 (1094 amino acids)
Biological process (GO): regulation of transcription by RNA polymerase II
Cellular component (GO): nucleus
Molecular function (GO): RNA polymerase II cis-regulatory region sequence-specific DNA binding; DNA-binding transcription factor activity, RNA polymerase II-specific
Source: RefSeq, a predicted model, not a curated record